Molecule: messenger RNA, 1020 nt
Organism: Penicillium cinerascens
Lineage: Eukaryota; Fungi; Ascomycota; Eurotiomycetes; Eurotiales; Aspergillaceae
Product: Short-chain dehydrogenase
Exons: 4
Coding region: 1-1020 (339 amino acids)
Source: RefSeq, a predicted model, not a curated record
AUGGCUACAUCUCAUCCCGAGUAUAACGAGAAGACUUCGGCGACAGAUGUCGCCAGUGCAUUUGCCAGUCAAAUUCACAACAAGAUUGUGGUAAUUACCGGAGUUGGCCCCAAUAGCCUGGGCGAAGCUCUUGCCCUGGCAAUAGGAGGCCAGAAGCCCUCAAAAUUGAUCUUAGCAUCACGCACGGAAGCCAAACUCCUCGAAGUUGCCGAGAAGGUCCAAAAACUCUCGCCUAAUGUUUCAGUUGAAGCUGUGGUAUUGAACCUGGCUUCUCAGAAAUCCGUUCAUACAGCUGCGUCAAAGAUCCAGAGCCUAGUCGACCGAGUCGACACCCUGAUUAACAAUGCGGGCAUGAUGGUCCUAGACCGACAAACCACAGAGGAAGGGAUCGAAGUCCAGUUUGGAACGAAUCAUAUUGGUCAUUUUCUAUUUACCAAUCUGCUCAUGCCGCAGUUGAAAAAUGCCGCCAAAGUCUCUGGGCCGGGUUUGACUCGCAUUAUCAACGUUACUAGUGCUGGACAUCGUCUGUCUCCAAUUCGCUUCCAUGACUAUAACUUUGAAGGGAAGAAAGUUCCCAUUGAAGAGAGACCGCCCGAGGGACUGCCUCCCAUGUUCAGCCCUUCGGCCGAAGGAUAUAACGGAUGGCUGGCGUACGGACAGUCCAAAGCGGCCAAUAUAUUGUUCACGGUGUACUUGUCUCAACACUUGGCAAAUUCUGGAAUAGUCUCGUAUAGUGUUCAUCCCGGAUCAAUCUGGACUGGGUUGAGCCGGGAUCUUGACGAUGCCGGAUACGAGACUAUAUCGAAAACGAGCAACGUUUGGAAGAAUGCCGACCAGGGUGCAGCGACUAUGCUUGUGGCGGCUUAUGACCCUGCACUGGCUGCUGUAUCCGAUCCAUCAGCCAUAUAUUUAAGCGAUUGUCAGUUCGCAAAGACUGCACCGCAUGCGGUCAAUGCGGAUUCCGCUGAACGGCUAUUCCGUCUCAGCGAGGAACUAGUUGGAAUCAAGUUUGCGCUGUAA